Messenger RNA from Symbiodinium sp. CCMP2456, 387 nucleotides. The record is from the annotation of a GenBank genome assembly. Lineage: Eukaryota; Dinophyceae; Suessiales; Symbiodiniaceae.
GAGCUUAUCGAGCCCUUCCUGCGCUUAGAGAAGCCUUUCUCUGGAGCUGGCCUGACCUUCGGUGUUGCAGCAUGCACUGACGCUGCCUUCAAGUUGUAUAACGACCUGCUCUCCACAACUGCAGACAGCUGGAAAGCAGUGUUCGACAAGGGCUUGACAGGCUCGGCGGCAAACGCCGAGGUAUGGCAAGCUGUGGCUGCCACCAUUCGGGGCAAGGGGAACUCCAACGAGUCCAUCCCAGCCUGUGAGAAGCUCGCGGAGGUGUUCCAGCGUCUCGCAGUCACGCAGCUCCGCUUCCUCUCCCAGAAAAAGAUGCACAUUGUCGCUGUGUGGUGCAUCAGCGCAAGCGGACGGCUGGGCCAUGAAUUCCGAACUUCCGUGGACCAG